Callithrix jacchus (white-tufted-ear marmoset) is the source of this 3281-nucleotide messenger RNA. The record is from RefSeq and is a predicted model, not a curated record. NCBI's taxonomy places the organism in Eukaryota, Metazoa, Chordata, Mammalia, Primates, Cebidae.
AGUAGCUGUCAAGGGGCAAGUGCGUACCAAGUCUGAGGGAGGGGGCCAGAUAUGCCAAAUCGGAAAAGGGGGUGGUCCGGAAAAAGGGGGUAAGAUGCCUAUUCCAGUCCCUCUCGUUGGGUUCCUCACCUCAAGAGGAACAAACAAGAGCAAACUCAGUGUCGAGCGGCCCCAACCCAGACUCAAGCCCUGGAGGCCCGGGAAGGCCGCCUGCGGAGGAGCCCCCGCAGACGCCAUACUAAAAGCCAAAAUGGCUGCCCCGAGGAGGGCCGCACCGCGUAGCUAGUGAACGUUGGGGAGCAAGCUUCUGCGGGAAAAGAGGGAGGAGAACUCCAAGAAAGUCGUUGAGAAGACUAUCACACCCCGAGCAGCACAGAGGCAAGGUCUCUUAUAUUGCCUAGGCUGAUCUCCGACUCCUAGUGGCAGGUGAUCAACCCACGUCAGCCUCCCAGUGCUGGGAUUACAGGCGUGAACCACCUCGCCUGGCCCCAUAUUCUACUCUGAAUCUACCAACCUCACUAGUCUUGAAAGCAUGUUCAUGCUAAUCCAAGGAAAAUGCUUGUUUGAUUCCUACUGUUCCAAUUACAGCCAUCCCUUAUAUAACUUUUGAACUGUAUUUGGAAAAAUACUGGCCAGGAAAGAAAAAUGAUAAAAUUUUUCCUCAUGGUGAAUAAACAAGGGCAGACUCGACUUUCUAAGUACUAUGAACAUGUGGAUAUUAAUAAGCGUACGUUUCUGGAAACAGAAGUCAUAAAGAGCUGUCUCUCUCGAUCCAAUGAACAAUGCUCUUUCAUUGAAUAUAAGGAUUUUAAGUUGAUAUAUCGGCAGUAUGCAGCUCUCUUCAUUGUGGUUGGAGUUAAUGACACUGAGAACGAGAUGGCUAUUUAUGAAUUCAUUCAUAACUUUGUGGAAGUUUUAGAUGAAUAUUUCAGCCGAGUGAGUGAAUUAGAUGUAUCCUUUUUCAAUACUGUUUUCCACAGUACUUGGCAAGCACAUUCUAGCACUUAUGAGGUAAGUGCUGUGGGGCAGGAAAACUAUUUAGCAGAAUCCAGAGUGUUCAUCACCAACAACUAUGACAAGACAGCUGGAGGUACAGGUGUUCUGCAGAAUGCCUCCCCCACCUCAUCACCCUUCUUCAGCAAGAUGUUUUUUUUGUGUGUGUGUUGGAGUUUCGCUCUUGUUGUCCAGGAUGGAGUGCGAUGGCAAGAUCUCGGCUUACUGCAACCUCCACCUCCUGAGUUCAAGCGAUUCUCGUGCGUCAGCCUCCCAAGUGGCUAGGAUUACAGGCACCUGCUACCACGCCUAGCUAAUUUUUGUAUUUUUAGUAGAGAUGAGAUAUCACCAUGUUGGCUGGGCUGGUAUAAAACUCCUGACCUCAGGUGAUCCACCCACCUUGGCCUCCGAAAGUGCUGGGAUUAUAGACAUGAGCCACCGUACCUAGCAAGAUGAUUCUUUUUUUUUUUGAGACGGAGUUUCACUCUUGUUACCCAGGCUGGAGUGCAAUGGCGCAAUCUCAGCUCACCGUUCCUCCACCUCCUGGGUUCAGGCAAUUCUCCUGCCUCAGCCUCCUGAGUAGCUGGGAUUACAGGCACCACCGUGCCCAGCUAAUUUUUUGUAUUUUUAGUAGAGAUGGGGGUUUCACUGUGUUGACCAGGAUGGUCUCGAUCUCUCGACCUCGUGAUCCACCCGCCUCAGCCUCCCAAAGUGCUGGGAUUACAGGCGUGAGCCACUGCGCCUGGCCCAAGACGAUUCUUAAGAUUUUUUUUUCCAGGCAGGACAGUGCUAUCAUAGCAGUUAAUAACUAUUGCUUAUUAAUUUAAUUUUCUUUAAGCAUAUGGAAUAGGCUUUUUCAAAAUUUAAAUAACACAGCCAAAAAAGUGCUUAGUCCUCCUACAGAAACUGAAUUUCUAGGGUUCCAGGUAUAAAUCUCUAGAAAUGCCCUAGUGACUGGAUAAGGCCUUCAGUGUUGAUAAACUGGAAGGUUAAAGAAAUUGCCUGGCUUGCAUUCAUUGCCUUGAUAGAAGAGAAAGUUCUCAUUUUUUCCUUUUCUUCUAUCUCAUUUAAAUCACAAUAUCCAAGGACCCUCAAAACAAGCAUGAUUUGCUUAGAAUACUGCAGGCCCACAGAUUUUGGCAGGAGCCCUCUAGACUUUGUGCGAGUGUUUGGGAGGCAAGUUAACUUUUAAGCUAAUUAUUUACUUCAAAAAUCUACCUACCACUUGAGUCCUUUAAGAACACAUCAGGGCUUGAAUCUAAAAUAGUAAAUUAAUUAUAACAAAUGUUUAGUAAUAUAUAUAAAAUAUCCUUAGAAUAUAACAAAUACAUAUGAAUUUUAAUAUAUUUAUAUGUGUAUAUAUAUAUAUACAUACAUGUAUUUGUAUGUGUGUGUACAUGCACAAACACCUACUUUUUCACAUUUUGCCAGAAGUAUUAAAAUAUUAAGUGGAUGCAAAUCUACUAGUUCUGGGCAUAGUGUCUAAUUUAUAUAUAUAUAAUAGACACUAUGUUGUUGGUCCUGAGGUCAGGAGUUUUAUACCAGCCCAACACACAUACACAUUAAAUUUAUAUAUGUGUGUGUAUAUGUGUACAUAGGUGUAUGUGUGUGUGUGUGCGUGCAUGCAUGUGCAUGUGUAUAUGUAUGUGGCUGGGCACAUACCUAUAAUUUAAACACUUUGGGAGGCCAAGGCAGGUGGAUCACAUAAGAUCAGGAGUUCCAGACCAGCCUGGCCAACAUGGCAAAAUUCCAUCUCUACUAAAAAUGCAAAAGUUAGCCAGGUGUGGUGGCACGCACCUGUGGUCCCAGCUACCUAGGAGGCUAAGGCACAAGAAUCCCUUGAACCCAGGAGGCAGAGGUUACAGUGAGCUGAGAUCGUGCCACUGUACUCUAGCCUCAGUGACAGAGUGACACUCUAUCUCCAAAAAAAAUUUUAAGGCUGGGUGCAGUGGUUCAUGCCUGUAAUCCCAGUGUUUUGGGAGGCCCAGGCAGGCAGAUCACCUGAGGGUCAGGAGUUCAAGACCAGCCUGGCCAACAUGGUGAAACCCUGUCUCUACUAAAAAUACAAAAUUAGCCGGGUGUGGUGGCAGGUGCCUGUAAUAUUAGCUACUUGGGAGGCUGAGACAGGAAAAUUGCUUGAACCCAGGAGGCAGAGGUUGCAGUGAGCUGAGACCAUGUCACUGCACUCCAGCCUGGGCGACAGAGUGAGACUCUGUCUCAAAAAAAAAAAAAAAGAAAAAAAAUGUGUGUGUGUAUGUAUGUAUUUGUAUGGUGUAUUUUAUAUAUAU